UGUCUCAUUUUCAAGUAUGGCCGAGUUUAAAGUUAGGGUUGCUCGCGUCGAUGAUUGCGAUGAAAUACUGCGACUUAUUAAGGGCUUGGCGGAGUUUGAGAAGAAGCUGCACCUUUUGCGGACUGAUACAGAGACUUUGAAAAGGAACGGCUUUGGUGAGGAUAAAGUGUUCCACUGUUUUGUUGCUGAAGCGAGGGACCACAAAGGAACAGACAGACCCCUGCUUGUAGGCUACCUGUUGUAUGUGUGGUGUUUCUUCUCACUGUCUGGGCGUGUGUUGUACGUGGAGGAUCUCUAUGUUGAUGAAGACUACAGGAGGAAGGGCGUUGGGUCAGCACUGUGGGCCUGUGCAAUGAAGGUCGCCUUGGACAAGCGCAGUGCACAGAUGCAGUGGUGUGUGACCGGCUGGAAUACAUCCGCCAUUAACUUCUACAAAACGUUAGGAUCAGAGAAUCUGGGGAAGAACGAGGAAUAUAUCUCAUUUAUGCUGAACAAAGACUCUAUGAAAUCUGCAUAUUCCAGGAUAUCACGCGACUGACCUCGUCAGUGUUGGAGGUAUACUUGCGAGGCCCUGUGUCCCAGGGGCCACUGGUCGUCAUUUGUGUCUUGAUUAUCAUAUUUGGUUUUGUCAAGCAAUCAGGUCAAGCAAUCGCUCAUCACACAGAAAGCCCGGGUUCGAUUCCCAACAUGGGUACAAUGUCUGACACAAGCAGGUGAAUCAGGACUACAGUACACCGACACAAUCAGGUGACCCAGGGCCAUAUUACACUGACACAAUCAGGUGACCCAGGGCCACAUUACAAUGAGACAAUCAGGUCAAUCAGGGCCACAGUGCACUGACACAAUAAGGUGAAUCAGGGCUAGAGUACACUGGCACAAUCAGGUGAAUCAGGAUCACAUUACACUGGCACAAUCAGGUGACCCAGGGUAACAGUUCACUGACACAAACAGGUGAAUCAGGGUCACAGUACACUGACACAAUCAGGUGAAUCAUGGCUACAUUACACUGACACAUUCAGGUGACUCGGGGCCACACUACACUGACACAAUCGGGUGAACCAGGGUCAAACUACACUGACACAAUCAGGUGACUCGGGGACACAGUACGCUGACACAAUCAGGUGAAUCAGGGCCAUGGUACACUGACACAAUCGGGUGAAUCAGAGCCACUGUACACUGACACAAUCAGGUGAAUCAGAGCCACUGUACACUGACACAAUCAGGCGACUCAAGGCCACGGUACGCUGACACAAUCAGUUGAAUCAGGACGACGGUACACUGACACAAUCAGGUGAAUUAGAGCCUAAGUACACUGACACAAUCAGGUGAAUCAGAGCCACAGUACACUGACACAAUCAGGUGAAUCAGGGCCACGGUACACUGACACAAUCGGGUGAAUCAGAGCCACAGUACACCUCGGCAUCUAGGGGUCAAAUCCGAAUCUGUUAAAGAAGACAGUUAAUUAUUAUCGUGCUCAUCUUUGAGAGUAUAUCAGCAGUGUCGGAAAUAACAUAUCAUCCUUACAGUGUUCCCUACCACACUUUUCUGUCACAAAAUCGAAUUAUUAAAUACCAUGUCAUUCAUGCCUACUCGCGAGUUCGACGUCUGACGUCUGACGCCUGGAGCCGUUAUCAGUUCGACGGCAUAUCGGCUCAUUCCACACCACUCGGUAUCUU
Messenger RNA from Haliotis rufescens (red abalone), 1676 nucleotides. Its product is annotated as thialysine N-epsilon-acetyltransferase-like. Bases 17 to 538 code for a protein of 173 amino acids. Gene Ontology annotation, molecular function: N-acetyltransferase activity. The record is from RefSeq and is a predicted model, not a curated record. The transcript has 5 exons. Lineage: Eukaryota; Metazoa; Mollusca; Gastropoda; Lepetellida; Haliotidae.